Melanotaenia boesemani (Boeseman's rainbowfish) is the source of this 2021-nucleotide messenger RNA. It is a transcript of the gene cdc42ep5, whose product is annotated as CDC42 effector protein (Rho GTPase binding) 5. The record is from RefSeq and is a predicted model, not a curated record. The coding region runs from base 154 to 1062 and encodes 302 amino acids. NCBI's taxonomy places the organism in Eukaryota, Metazoa, Chordata, Actinopteri, Atheriniformes, Melanotaeniidae. The transcript has 2 exons.
GGAGAAAAAAAACUGUAAAGUCACACACAGGCAAACGACGGCGAGAAAAGCGCGAAGGAAAAAGCCGAGAGGGAGGCGAAACAGAAAAGCCAGAUGAAAAAGCUGGGUAUUGAAGUGGGAGACAGUCAAAGACCAAAGAAUACGUUUUAAAUCAUGCCACUCCACAAAUCAUCUCGAGCACCUCGCCUAGACCCUACCAUGAUCUCAGCGCCUUUAGGUGACUUUCGCCACACCAUGCACAUUGGCAGAGGCGGGGAUACCUUUGGGGACACCUCCUUCCUUUCCUCCUUAGGACCAAACUCUUCUGUUUCUGAGGAGGGAGAUUCAGAGGUCAUCCCAGCUGCAGAUUCUGAGGUGGCAAUCAACCACAGUGAUCUUUAUGCAGAUGCACCAGGAAGUCCACAGAACAAUCAGCUUCAGCACUCCGAAUCAGUGUCUUCAUUCACCCUGGACCUGGAUUUGGACUUGGGCCCGUCUAUGCUUGGGGAUGUGUUAGGGGUGAUGGAUGGUCUGGCGUUUGACUCCAAUGAGGAAGAUGUGUUCAGUCCCCAAAGUGGUACCUCCAUAGUGGAAACAAAACAAGUCAAAGGGGGUAUUGAGAUGUCUGUGAACAUUCAAAAUGAGCUGAAUGGGAAGAACUUGGAUGGAAACCAGGUGGAAGGCAGUAGGAUAUCAGAUGGGAAUGGAAUCAAGCCCAAGGGGUUACGACCAAAAGUGAGAUUCAGUGACAAGCGAGAGGAGAUCAUUCGCCAGGUAUCUGAAGAGGAAGAGAGUCAAGCCUUUGACUUCCAGGAAGAGAAUCAGCUGGCAUGUCACAGUCCAACUAGAGGUGAGAGCGAGGGGGGAAAGAGCCCAGUAGGUGAAAUCGAGUUCACCAACCACAAAGCAGAUUUGCCUCCCAGUCCUGCUUCAUCACAUAGUUCAGAGUAUGAAGGAGUCACUCCAUUGGACAGGAGAAGGGUUGACAGUGUCCACUCAGAGACUGAUUCAGAGGAGGAGGAUGGGGAAGCAGGACGGGGCUACACAUUUGAAGAUGAGUUUGAUGAUGAAAUCGGUUUAUAGGGGACUUUUUUUCCAUAUUAAAAUACAUCCUUGCUGUCAGGUAAAUAUACUAUAUUCUGUAUACUUUACUCAUCUUACUAUAACCAGACUAGGAGUCUUAAAUAGAAUAUAUGUGAACACAAACUGGACCUUAAAAAAAUAGGGGAGAUUGGACAGUUAAGAUGAUGUUGCUCAACUGGAAAACAAAUUUUGAGUUUUGUCUACAUUGGUAACAGACUUGCAAAAAACUAAACAGAAAAAUAUUGUCAUUUGGGUUUAACAGUGAAGAAUUCUAGCACUUUGAUUCACUUCAUUCAGCUGUAAGGUUUACUGACAGAAUGAAGCUCUGGAAAGUUUGAUCGGGCUAAAUGAACGAGGAUUGCAUUGUUAAUUUUCUACUAUGUCUUAUACGUGACACAGUUAGUGCUGUGUUUAAAACUUUGUCCUAUAAUGCCUUAAAGGGAGCUGCAUGUUUAUAGUACCCCAUGCUAUAUCAGUGCCUUAUUAGUAAUUUCCUGCAUUGUGUGUUUAGAACAGCCUCCAUGUCUUGUUUCAUACAUCUGAAAAGCUUUACAAAGAGUCCUCAGAGACAGUGUUGAUAAUUAAUUACUGUGAAUUUGUCACAUUCCAAAUCUGGCAAUGUGGGGCUUUCUAGUUCAAACCAAACCACAUCUGAGUUUUUUUUUUUUUGUUGUCUUUUUGUUUUGCAUGUCUAACUUACCAAAGAUAUCCUUUGUGCUGUGGGGUUGGAUUUAUACUAGAAGGCAAAGACAAUCAUGGGAUUUAAAGGUCAAUUAUAAAUCAGGGUUUGCAGUGUAUUUUUGUACAUGCUUUUUACUUAAAAUACUUCGUUUCAAAAUGCUGUAAAAGGGAGAUAUCUUUCCACUCAUCUUUUUUGAAAUGCUGGUUUAGACACAUUUGUCAUCCUGUAGUUUAAAAAGGAUCACAGUAAAUACAAUAAAGUAAAUAAUGGAAUUUGA